Messenger RNA from Xenia sp. Carnegie-2017, 1859 nucleotides. Its product is annotated as dual specificity protein phosphatase 10-like. NCBI's taxonomy places the organism in Eukaryota, Metazoa, Cnidaria, Anthozoa, Malacalcyonacea, Xeniidae. Gene Ontology annotation, biological process: protein dephosphorylation; negative regulation of MAPK cascade. The record is from RefSeq and is a predicted model, not a curated record. Gene Ontology annotation, molecular function: protein tyrosine/threonine phosphatase activity; MAP kinase tyrosine/serine/threonine phosphatase activity. The transcript has 3 exons. Gene Ontology annotation, cellular component: cytoplasm. Bases 397 to 1518 code for a protein of 373 amino acids.
GUCAUUUAAAAAUUUGCCAUCGCUUUGCGACGUCAUGUCGAAUUAGCUCGAGUGUCACAUGAGUAAGACAGACGAAUUUGAUUGGCUAAUGGUGAUGUAAUGAAUUUUAUUUAGCACGUUGUAGUGCUAGCUGGCGUAAUGGACGCAAAGCAUAUUGAAUGAAAAGUGGGCUUUUUUCCGCCGUACUUCUUGCUAUAAAGGCGCAGCAAUGCUGACUAAAUAAUAAAAAUCUCUUGAACAUUUGUGUAUAAAUUUUUGAGCUUUUAUUUUAGUGCAAAUCCAUUUUUCUGGCCUUCACUUAUUUAAGUUUGCUACUUCGAUUCCUUUAUUUGUAAACAAAGGCAGCGAAGGUUCUUCGAUUUAUCAUCAAACGAAAGGAUCCCGUGUUGAACCUUGAUGGUGACUGCUUGUGAACAACGUUGGGGUGAAAUUUUUGAUACUGGAUCGACGACUUGUACGGGGAUGCACAGAAAAGGAGAAACGUCGUCGUCAACUGGAUCUCGCUCCGUUGGUGGGAAAACCGGCGAAAUGUCAGGAUGUCUUUUAUCGAAGUUACAGUCCAUUCUACCUUGUGAACUGUCCAAACUCAUCUCGGAAGAUGAUAAGAAGGCAGACGAUCUAGUCCUCAUUGACUGUCAAUCUUUCAUGGAAUAUAGUUCAAGUCAUAUAACCGGGGCGUACCAUUUGAAUUGCACUGGGAUGCUGAAAAGACGAUUGACACAGGGGAAACUUAAAGUGCAUGAUCUGUUUUCAUCAGCGCAAGGGAAAGAAAGAUUUCUGGAGGCAAAGACAAGCAAUAGGCCUGUUAUCGUUUAUGACAAUACUUGUGAUACAGCCGAAUUUAGUUCGUCGUCAAAACCCAUUACUCUAGUCACGAAAUUUCUCUUAAACGAAGGCACUAACACAUUAAUUUUACAAGGUGGACUUCGAGAGUUUGUGCAACAUCAUCAAAAUCUUUGUGAGUCGGUACGCAAGGCGGCGAAGGAUACUCAACCUGAUCGUGUAACCUUAGUCAGAGCUACGGAUAAGCUAAGCACCCAACUAAGCAAAAUAGAAUGUCCUAGUAGCGUAGCUGAUUGUUCUCCUGUAUCAGAAAUAAUCCCCUUUCUAUAUAUUGGCAAUAAGAUUAGUGCUUCAGAUGAAACUCUAAUUGAUAAACUAAACAUAAAAUAUGUUCUCAAUGUAACUAAAGACCAUCCUAAUUACUUUGAAAACCGACCGGAGCUCAUCUAUAAGAAAAUCUCUGUUAAUGACUCGAAUAAGGAAGAUAUUGGAGUUCAUUUUGAGGAAGCUUUACAAUUUGUUGAUGAAGGACGUCGAAAAGAAAAAGGAGUUUUAGUUCAUUGUCAGGCUGGCAUUUCAAGAUCAGCUACCAUUGUUAUUGCGUAUCUUAUGAAACAUGAAAGAUUAACGUUAAACGACGCUUACAAACUUGUGAAGGAGAAGCGACCUGUAAUUUCGCCGAAUCUCAACUUUAUGGGGUCGUUGUUGAAGUUUGAGAAAACGUCUUUGCGAUAAGUUAGCGAUUCCUGGUUUUUUCAUUUUCAUUUUUCCUGCAUAAAGUUGAUGUUUACGACUUCUUAAAUUCUUCCCGGUGGCAUGCAAUUGCGGAAAUGAACGUUUCAAAUGUGUUCCGUCGCUUUAGAAAUUUUGAAUCUUCGUCAAUAUGAGUUCAAAGUUUUCAAUAGUUUAGUUUUGUGAAAAUUAAUCGUCGAGUGGACAUUUGUUUUCGUGCUCAUUUUCUAUUUAAAUUAUGUUAAUCUCUCUGGCUAAGCUAAUCUUAUAUGGGUGUAAAUCAUAAAAGGACUCACAUGUGUAAAAAGUGUGUAUAUUGAUUAAAAUAGGAACAUGUAACAGCA